Molecule: messenger RNA, 360 nt
Organism: Eimeria mitis
Lineage: Eukaryota; Apicomplexa; Conoidasida; Eucoccidiorida; Eimeriidae
Exons: 2
Coding region: 1-360 (119 amino acids)
Molecular function (GO): ice binding
Source: RefSeq, a predicted model, not a curated record
AUGCAGAGGUGCUGCUGCAGCAGCGUGCUGCAGCAGCAGCAGCAGCAGCAGCAGCAGCAGCAGCAGGGGAUGAGGGCCCCUCUGCUCUUGAUAUACAACUGCAGCAGCAGCAGCAGCAGCAGCAGACAACAGCAGCGGCAGACAGCAGCAGCAGCAGCAGCUGCAGCAGCAGCAGCAGCAGCAGAAACAAACGAAUACAGAAAACAGAAACUAAGACACAGCGUCAUCAACGAACAAACAACAAAAACAGCAGCAGCAGCAGCAGCAGCAGCAACAGCAGCAGCAGCAGCAACAACGGCAGCAACAGCAGCAGCAGCAGCAGCUACAGCAGCAACAGCAGCAGCAACAGCAGCAACAUGA